AUGACUAUUUUUGCAAUAACUCAGCAAUGGCUCGAUAUAAAAUAUAAUGAAAAUGCUAUAUUAAAAAUAAAAAACCUACUUCAAACAUAUUGGAAAGAAGGUGCACAUGCAUGUCAAACAUAUUCAAAUUUUCAAUCACAUCCACAAAUUAAAGUAUGGAGAGAUUGUUUUACAUCACUUGGUGUACCUGUCAAAAAAUAUGCAUCAUCAGUAGAAAGUUUAUUAAAACGUGCUGUUAAACAAUCUGAACCACGUUCAAUUAAUCCAUUAGUUGAUCUUUAUAAUGCUAUGUGUGCUCGUUAUAUUUCACCAUUUGGUGCAUUUGAUAUAGAUGAUUUAUCAAAAGAUAUUCCAUUAGAAUUACGUUUUACAAAAUCAUCUGAUACAUUUAUAGCAUUAGAUGAAAAUGAAUCUAACCCAGUAGAAGAAAAUGAAGUUGCUUAUAGUGUUGGAUCUCAAGUUGUUACAAGACAUAUUAAUUGGAAACAAUCAAAAUAUGGUUUAGUCAAAGAAAAAACAAAUAAUAUUAUAUUUAUGAGUGAAAUUUUAUCUUCUAUACCACAAAAUGUUUUAGAACAAAUGAUUGUUGAUUUAGUUCAACUAAUUAAAGAUUUAUUUCAUGUUGAAUAUCGAAUACAUAUUCUUGAUGCAUCACAUUCAUCAAUUCAAUAUUAA
Molecule: messenger RNA, 675 nt
Organism: Rotaria sordida
Lineage: Eukaryota; Metazoa; Rotifera; Eurotatoria; Philodinida; Philodinidae
Source: the annotation of a GenBank genome assembly